Vanessa atalanta (red admiral) is the source of this 840-nucleotide messenger RNA. RefSeq names its product trafficking protein particle complex subunit 1 (gene Bet5). The transcript has 2 exons. The coding region runs from base 157 to 594 and encodes 145 amino acids. Gene Ontology annotation, biological process: endoplasmic reticulum to Golgi vesicle-mediated transport. The record is from RefSeq and is a predicted model, not a curated record. Gene Ontology annotation, cellular component: TRAPP complex. Lineage: Eukaryota; Metazoa; Arthropoda; Insecta; Lepidoptera; Nymphalidae.
CAGGAAUGUCAAACUCAUUUAUAGUCUAAUCUAAAUGUCAUUUACUGAUUGAACAUACAAUCCAAAUAUCAGCUGUACUAUUGAAACUGUCUAAUUAAAUAUUUAUAUUCUGAUAUUUUCUUUUAUUAUAUUUGAAGUAAAUGUAGCAGUUUCAUAAUGACGAUUCAUAACUUAUAUAUUUUCGAUCGCUAUGGCACCUUACUUUACUAUGGAGAGUGGAACAGGUCCAAACAAUCUGGAAUGUCUCGGGAGGAGGAAGGAAAACUAAUGUAUGGCAUGCUGUUCUCGAUAAAAUCAUUUGUUGCUAAAAUAUCUCCUCUGGAUCCAAAGGAAGGCUUCAUGAACUACAAAACAUCAAAAUAUACCCUACAUUGUUUAGAGACUCCAUCGGGAAUCAAAUUUGUUAUGAACACUGAUAACCAAGCUCAAGGUGUCAGGGAGCUAUUAAAAAAGAUUUACGGGGACAUUUAUGUUAAAUAUGUUGUAAGAAAUCCAAUGUGUGGAAUUGGAGAACCAAUUACAAGUGAAUUAUUUAAAAAUAAACUUGACUCCUUCAUUAAACAAGCACCAUUGAAUGCAGUUAGGGCUUCUUGAUUUGAAAAAUAAUUUCUAAUGUAAAUAGAUUUAAGAAUGUCAAUAAAAUAAAAAAUUGUAUGUGUUUUGUAUAAGAUUUUUUCUAUUUUAAUAUUUGUUGGUUUUAUUAUAAGCAUUAAUUUAAGUUUGUUCUAAAGUCCAGUUAAUUAAACUGUUAUUUUGUACAAUUAUAAUUCCAUUACAAUAUCAAAAGAAUAUUAAUAAUGUUAAUAUCAAAAAUCUUGAUAAGUUAUUUCAAUAUUUCCA